AUGACCAUCCGCACGGUCAGGCCCACCCGGGACCAGCACUUCAGGCCUCGUAUCCAUGGCCUCAAGAAGAUGGAGGCUCUGCUGGUGGAGAUGCAGGACCCGAAGAGCGGCGUGAAAGGAUCUGAGCAGAAACUCAACGUCACCAGUAUCCCCCACGUCAUCACAGAGCUGCCUCAGUUAGAGCUGCUUCAGUUAGAGCUGCUUCAGUUAGAGCUGCUUCAGUUAGAGCUGCCUCAGUCAGAGCUGCCUCAGUUAGAGCUGCUUCAGUUAGAGCUGCCUCAGUUAGAGCUGCUUCAGUUAGAGCUGCUUCAGUUAGAGUUGCCUCAGUUAGAGCUGCUUCAGUUAGAGUUGCCUCAGUUAGAGCUGUCUCAGUUAGAGCUGCUUCAGUUAGAGCUGUCUCAGUUAGAGCUGCCUCAGUUAGAGCUGCCUCAGUUAGAGCUGCUUCAGUUAGAGCUGCUUCAGUUAGAGCUGUCUCAGUUAGAGCUGUCUCAGUUAGAGCUGCUUCAGUUAGAGCUGUCUCAGUUAGAGCUGCUUCAGUUAGAGCUGCCUCAGUUAGAGCUGCCUCAGUUAGAGCUGCUUCAGUUAGAGCUGCUUCAGUUAGAGCUGUCUCAGUUAGAGCUGCCUCAGUUAGAGCUGCUUCAGUUAGAGCUGCUUCAGUUAGAGCUGCCUCAGUUAGAGCUACCUCAGUUAGAGCUGCCUCAGUUAGAGCUGCUUCAGUUAGAGCUGCUUCAGUUAGAGUUGCCUCAGUUAGAGCUGCUUCAGUUAGAGUUGCCUCAGUUAGAGCUGUCUCAGUUAGAGCUGCUUCAGUUAGAGCUGUCUCAGUUAGAGCUGCCUCAGUUAGAGCUGCCUCAGUUAGAGCUGCUUCAGUUAGAGCUGCUUCAGUUAGAGCUGCUUCAGUUAGAGCUGCCUCAGUCAGAGCUGCCUCAGUUAGAGCUGCUUCAGUUAGAGCUGCCUCAGUUAGAGCUGCUUCAGUUAGAGCUGCUUCAGUUAGAGUUGCCUCAGUUAGAGCUGCUUCAGUUAGAGUUGCCUCAGUUAGAGCUGUCUCAGUUAGAGCUGCUUCAGUUAGAGCUGUCUCAGUUAGAGCUGCCUCAGUUAGAGCUGCCUCAGUUAGAGCUGCUUCAGUUAGAGCUGCUUCAGUUAGAGCUGUCUCAGUUAGAGCUGUCUCAGUUAGAGCUGCUUCAGUUAGAGCUGUCUCAGUUAGAGCUGCUUCAGUUAGAGCUGCCUCAGUUAGAGCUGCCUCAGUUAGAGCUGCUUCAGUUAGAGCUGCUUCAGUUAGAGCUGUCUCAGUUAGAGCUGCCUCAGUUAGAGCUGCUUCAGUUAGAGCUGCUUCAGUUAGAGCUGCCUCAGUUAGAGCUACCUCAGUUAGAGCUGCUUCAGUUAGAGCUGCUUCAGUUAGAGCUGCCUCUUGACACAAGGCUGCGGCUCCAGAAUAGUCCCUCUAAACGCCCAUCUGAAGGUCCCUCUAAACGCCCAUCUAAAGGUCCCUCUAAAGGCCCCUCUGGAGGUCCCUCUAAAGGUCCCUCUGGAGGUCCCUCUAAAGGUCCCUAUGGAGGCCCCUCUGGAGGUCCCUAUGGAGGUCCCUCUCGAGGCCCCUCUGGAGGCCCUCUGGAGGUCCCUCUCGAGGCCCCUAUGGAGGUCCCUCUUGAGGCCCCUCUGGAGGCCCUCUGGGAGAGAGGGGAGGGAGAGGAGGGAGAGGAGAGAGGGAGAGGAGGGAGAGGAGGGAGGGAGAGGAGGGAGGGAGAGGAGGGAGGGAGAGGAGGGAGGGAGGGAGAGGAGGGAGAGGAGGGAGAGGAGGGAGGGAGAGGUAAAGACAUUGUGGCCUGGAUCGUCAACAAGAUGAAGAACAGCACUGAAGACGCACAGGUGGUGGGCACCAUGCUGGUGGCCUAUGGAUACAUCUACCCCAUCCAGAACCACAAGAAGCUGGUGCUGUGUAAUGACGCCACACUCUACCGCUUCCAGACGCCGUACUUUUGGCCCACGCAGAAAUGGAGAGCGGAGGACAUAGAUUAUGCCAUUUAUCUGGCCAAGAGGAACAUCCGGAAGAAGGGCCAGAUGGAGGCCCACGAGCAGGCUCACUACAACCACCUGCACAAAUGGCUGAACCACAAGUGGGACUUCAUCGUGAUGCAGGCGUCAGAGCAGCACAAGGCUGGGAAGGAGCGUAAGAAGCCUGACCGUGUGGUGCUGGAGUGUCAAGAGCGAGCCUUUUGGAUUGUCAACAGGCCUCCGAAGCGCACUCACAGCGCUCUGGACGACGGCCCAGAGCGCCUGCUGGACCCCACUGCUGAGGAGAAAAUCACCUUUGACGAGUACAGACGCAGGAACAUCUUCUUCCAGCAGACCAUCAUGAGGUCCAGAGUGAAGUCCAGCGUGUCCCUGGGAGCCCUGGUGAAAUACAUGACCACGUACAAAAACCACGACCCGUUCCUGGCCCCGUGUCUGCCCAGUAAUCCCUGGCAAACAGACAACAACUCCUACUGGAGCCUCAACACGCGCAGUGUGGAGGUUCCCACAAAGAUGCGUGUGGAGCGGUGGUCCUUCAGCCUGUACGAGCUGCUGGUGGACCUCAGGGGCCGCGACGACUUCAAGAUCUUCCUCAAAAAAGAGUUCAGUGGGGAGAACUUGGCCUUCUGGGAGGCAGCUGAGGAGCUCAAGUGGGGGUCGGCCUCGUCCAUGUCGUCAAAGGCAGAGACCAUCUUCAAGUGA
Knipowitschia caucasica is the source of this 2709-nucleotide messenger RNA. NCBI's taxonomy places the organism in Eukaryota, Metazoa, Chordata, Actinopteri, Gobiiformes, Gobiidae. The record is from the annotation of a GenBank genome assembly.